Messenger RNA from Drosophila ananassae, 4109 nucleotides. Its product is annotated as nuclear receptor coactivator 6. Gene Ontology annotation, molecular function: nucleic acid binding; zinc ion binding. The record is from RefSeq and is a predicted model, not a curated record. Lineage: Eukaryota; Metazoa; Arthropoda; Insecta; Diptera; Drosophilidae. Bases 754 to 3135 code for a protein of 793 amino acids. The transcript is spliced from 3 exons.
UAGCUUUAAGAGUUAGCCGGAAGAGUUGGCAACACUGAAAAGAAGCGAUUUGGGAAUCUCAAACAACACAAACACCAGCCACGGUCACACCGUACCAAAGUGGAAAGAAUUAGAAAAUUUUGACAAAAAUCGCAAACAAUGCAUUGUAAAUAAAGUGCGCGCAGACAGUAGCCCAAAAAGAAGCGGCCACCAUUGCGAGAGUUUUGGAAACUGUCGCAGAAACCAAGCGUGGUGCCAGCAAAAUCGCGGAAAUUGCAGAAUUUGCCAGCGGCGAGUGAAAAGCAACGAGUGCUGGCCAAUGUGCUGCAGCCCCCCGAUACCCCCGCCGCCCGCGAGCCCCGCCACCCGCUGAAGCGCAAAAUAUAUGCGACUGUGUGUUUGUAGUUGUAGUUGUGAGCAGCCUUUGUGAGCAGGAGAAAGAAAAAGGUAGCGAUAGAGGCGAGGAAGCACACGGAGGCGGAUAAAAGCCAAUUAGUAGUACCCGGGAAGCUGUCCGGUGUCCAGGCGCGGAUCCCAGCCAGCGCCGCCAAUUGCGGUUGAGAUGCAGCAGCAGCUGCUCCACACCGCGCUUGCUGUUACUGUUGCUGUUGUUGUUGUGCUUUUUGCACCCACCACACGUAACUAGAGCACCCACACAAACACAUACACAGAGCAGGGGUAUAGCGUAUCGGGAAAGCGCCAAGUAGAUGCAACACCACGGAUUCGGAAUCGCAAUCGGAAUAGGAAUCGGAAUCGCUAGCUGAAACACUGGAGAUGAUUUGCAAACAGGACGUGCUGCUGUGGUUUGAGAAACUCGAGAGCUACAAUCGGAUCGAGAUGAUGUACGCCCUGCUAACCGCCUGCCUGCCGUUCGAGCUGCGUUUCCUGGGCACGCUGCUGGAGGAGCAGGGCAGGUGUGACUCGGAGACGUUGCGCGGCAUGGAGUUGCGGGCGAAUAACCCGCACGAUCUUGCCGCCGACAUGCUCACCUGCCAGAAGGGCGACCCCACCGACCGCAAGAUUCGGCGCAAGAUGGCCCUUUACCUGGCCCUAAUCCGCGCCUGCAAUCGCAAUUGUGUUAGCGAGAUCUAUCGUACCCUGGAGUGCUGGGGUGAGUGCGAUUUCAGCUGCAUUAACGACCAGGAUACCCUUCUGGAGCUGCUGCUCGUCUAUACGAUGGCGGCCAUCCAUCCCGUUUUCUCCAUGGACGAGCAGAAAAAGAUAUUCGGCAUCCUGGCAAAGAUCAAGGAGAACAAGCUGGUGGCCGAGCGGUUUCACCCAACAGCACAGAUGGAGUCCUCGACACAGGCCCAGGCUCAGACGCAAACACAGCCAACUCCCCAGCAUCCGCACCCGCCGUCCCCGCACGAUAUGAUCAUCCAGCAACAGCCCCAGCACGUGAUCCAUCAGAUGCAGGCUCCGCAGCAACCACCGCCGCAUCCUCAGCAUCCCCAGAUGGUGCAGGUGCUGCAGACGCCCCAGGGAAAUAUUCCCAUGAUAUUUUCUCAGCACUUUUCCAAGAUCCUGCCUGAUCAGAUUAGUGUCGACGGCAUGCCGCACCUGAUGCAGUCCAACAUCACCAUUCCAGCGGAUACAAGUGCUAUGCUUGGCCACCAGAACGCGCCGUGGUCGAUGCGUCACUUUGCACCACCGCCGCCACAGCAAACGACCGCUCCGCAGCAGCAGCAGCAGCCGCAGAGCUUGGACCAUCAAGUGCCACCGGCCAGCUCGCCCAUGCUGAGCCAACAAUCGUCGCCGUCUAGCAGCCGUACGACGAGUCCCCAGCGGGAGCGCUCCCUUGGCAAUGUUCCGAUGCAGGCACAGCAGACGCAACAGCAACAGAUGAGGAGCAUGUCGCAAAGGAUGACGGGACCGAAAAACGCGAGACGUCCUUCUGCGGAGACGACGCCGCCGCCCACUUCCAUUGGCGGCGAGCAACAACAUGAUAAUAUGAUUGAUGGCGGAAGCAGCAAUUCCAGCGGCACUAGCUUGCACAGUAUCAUCCGCAAUGGUUUCCCUCGGCCUGGACACCAUCAUCGGGUCAAAGCAAACCCCUUUAUUCCGCAGCAGCAACACUUUCAGAACAGUAACUUCAACAUGAACGCGAUGAUGCAGAAUAUGAGCAUGAACGAUGAUGGCAGCGGUUCGGUGAUACCUAUGAAUUCCAAUAAAAGUGCCGCCACUACAGGUAGCGAGUCGGGCAGCUCAAAUGGAUCCUGUGGUGACCUUUCGCCAUCAGAAACUCCAACACCCACCCAGGUGCCAGUGCCGUUGCACACUGCAGUGGAUGCCAAUAUGGGCAUGGUCACUACGGUGAUACCCACCGGCCUGGGCAGCUAUCCACAAAAGCAGCACCACCUUAGCUACAAACAGCAACAACAACUAAAUAUCCAGCAGCGGCUCAAUGGGCGAAAUGGGAUGGAUAAGAACUACCAGCAGAUAUACACGACGGGUGCCCCCGGAAGUGUAGUUAGCGAGGCGCAGACCUCCCAGCAGCAGACACUGUUGAUCAGCCCGGCACCGGUGAGUACGCCGACGACAACAGUUCUGCUGCAGCCUCAACAACCGCCGCCCGCCGCCUUCAAUGCCGCCAGCUAUCCAUAUCACCAACGAGGACCCCCGCCGCCGCAGCAGACUAUAUUCCAACCACAUGGUGCGCCACCACAGACGGUGCGCGGUGGCUUCCGUUAUUCGAUGGGCCCGCCUCACAAUGGUGAACUCCUUUAUCCCUUCCCAACGGGCCUGGCUUUCCUACCAGUGCCUACGGCCGGCACCCCAACGGCUGUGACGCCACCACAGCUCGCGAACACGGCAGCUGUGGUCAGCACGAACGCGGCGACCGUACCGACGGCGCCACAACAGAUACCCAGCACGCCAUCUGCAUAUAGCGCGCUGGCCGUCUGCCCCAUAACGGGAGCAGGUGGCGGCGGUAACACCCAGAAGGUGAUCUCCUGCUACAAUUGCGGCUCCCAAACGCACACGGGUCGGGAGUGCCAGGAGGCAUCCAUGGAGGAUGUGACGCGCAGUGCCAGCUACAAGCUGGACUACUCGGAGACGAGCUUGGAUACGAACUCGACGGGGGAUCAUCACAAAGAUGUUGGGAGUAUGCAAAUGAGCACGGCGACGGCGGGGACGGUUAAUAGUACGGGGAAAUAGUAUCGAAGGUCCAUAUAUACGCGGGCUUAUAUGGAACUAUAAUUAUAAACUAUAUUAACGAUUAUGCAUAAUCCUUACCUACUUAUACGAAUUACCAUUUAUUAUGAUUGUGUAGUGCGGAAAUCAAAUUUCUCGCCUUUGCCACGUCUCUUAGUUCUUAGUUCCGUAAGCCUCUCAAUUCGCGUUACUCGAAGAAGUUCAAUGAUCGGCAGACGGCUGCCUAAGUCUUGACAACCCUUAUCCGUAAAUAAGAAUGAUUUAGACAAGCCAUGCCUACAGAACCCUGCCCUUCCUUUAUCCCCUCACACACACACACAUAGUCGAUAACGAAUUUUAGUCAUAUGCCACUUUAAAUAUUUCUAAAUUUAAGUUGUAUGUACAACAGCAAUAAGUAUAAUCCUAAUCCGCGUUGCGCUGCAGAUCAGUUCAGAAACUGACAACUACACUCACGGUCAGAUGUGUUACAAUUACAAUAACCGAACCGGGAUCGAAUUAAGCUGAAGAACCACUACGUAAGGACACUUUGCGACCAGGACAGGCGUACCAUAAACCAUAAACGUAAUCCUAGGAAAACAGAACACGACGUAGCAUAUGGAAUACUUAGCGAAUAUAUAAAAAAUUGAUUAUGUGUAUAAACAAACGAGCAUAGCAGCACAAUGUGCUUAGUUAACCAUUUUCUUAUUCCAACCAAACCAGACUUACUGAUUAUUAUUUUUCACGCUGUUCCACUUUAAUCCCUCAUCUAUUUAUUUCGCUGCUCCUUUGUUUAGACAUGUAUUUUAGCAAUGUGUUUUUUUGUACUUUAUAUAAAUACCCAUAUAAUUAUAAAAAAAAAAAAGAAAAAGAUAUAUAUAUAUAUAUCUAACACAUAUAUAUGUAAUUAUUUUAAAAACCUACAAUCGUAUAUGAUACACACUAAUGUGGAUAGGGCGUACAUUAUUGCUAAGCACGCUGUCUAAUUAUUAUUUUUUAUG